AUGAUGCACAAGCAUUGCUUCGAGGCACUAGAUAGGACAUUGCGUGAUCUACUGCGGUUCACUGAUAGUAAUGCUGGAAACCGGACGUUUGGAGGCAAAACAGUAGUACUUGGUGGUGACUUUAGACAAAUUCUGCCAGUGAUCCCUAAAGGUACAAGGCAAGACAUUGUUUUAGCUUCAAUCAACUCUUCGUACCUUUGGGAUUCAUGUCAAGUGCUAAGGUUAACAAAGAAUCUUAAACUUUCAAACAAAGAAUCAACAGUUGAUCUCAAAACAGUUCAAGAAUUUGCAUCCUGGCUAGCUGCUAUAGGAGAUGACACAAUGGGAGGACCUAAUGAUGGUUAUUCGAACGUUCUCAUCCCUGAUGAAAUGUUGUUGCCAGCUAAUGGUAAUGACAUAGCCACAAUUGUUGAGAGUACAUUUCCGGGGUUCAAGGAAGGAGGUUGCCAGCUAAAAUACAUAUCAAAUAGGGCAAUUUUGGCACCCACACUAGACGUUGUCAAUGCAAUCAAUGAGUAUAUGACUGAUUUGCAUGUGGCGGAUAGCAAGACAUAUCUAAGCUGCGAUACUGUGUGUAAAUCUGAUGCUGGCAAUGGUAUCCUCGCUGAUAUGCACACUCUUGAGUUCCUCAAUGGCUUGAAAGCGUCCGACAUACCUAACCAUUCUUUAACUUUAAAGGUUGGAUCUCCGGUUAUGUUGUUGAGAAACAUAGAUCACUCAAUGGGUCUAUGUAAUGGUACAAGACUUAUCAUCACCAGAUUAUCUGAUCAUGUUGUGGAGGCAAAGAUUGUUUCAGGAAAUAAUGCAGGUCAAAUUGUCUUGAUACCAAGGAUGUCAAUGACCCCAACUGAUACAAGAUUACCUUUUAAAUUUCAAAGAAGACAAUUCCCGUUGAUGCUAUCAUACGCAAUGACUAUCAACAAAAGUCAAGGGCAAACUUUGACACACGUUGGUUUACUAUUAAGGAAACCGGUCUUUGUUCAUGGUCAACUAUACGUGGCGGCUUCAAGGAUUAGCAACCCUAAAGGUCUACGUUUGUUGAUAGCAAACGAAGAUAGUGAAAUUGUCCCUAUCAGCAGCCUUUCCUUGAGAUGA
Messenger RNA from Ipomoea triloba (trilobed morning glory), 1095 nucleotides. Its product is annotated as ATP-dependent DNA helicase PIF7-like. The transcript has 2 exons. The coding region runs from base 1 to 1095 and encodes 364 amino acids. The record is from RefSeq and is a predicted model, not a curated record. NCBI's taxonomy places the organism in Eukaryota, Viridiplantae, Streptophyta, Magnoliopsida, Solanales, Convolvulaceae. Gene Ontology annotation, molecular function: DNA helicase activity. Gene Ontology annotation, biological process: DNA repair; telomere maintenance.